Messenger RNA from Monodelphis domestica (gray short-tailed opossum), 7237 nucleotides. The record is from RefSeq and is a predicted model, not a curated record. NCBI's taxonomy places the organism in Eukaryota, Metazoa, Chordata, Mammalia, Didelphimorphia, Didelphidae.
AUUUAUUUAUUUUUGGGGACUCCUUCUUUCACUAGGACCAGAGGUGCAGUUUAUGAGCCUGAUUUUGGUGGCACAGAAAGAAGCUUUAACCUGCCAAGGGAUCACUAUAUUAUUGUCACAUUUGGCAUAGUCAUUUAAUUACCUUAUUGCAGCUCAGAAAUCUAGAACUGAAGAGAUCCAUCAAACUAAGACCAUAAACAUUUUUUAAGUAUCUGGUAUGUGCCAGGCACUGGCUAAGCACUAGGGAUAUAAGUUAGAAAGGCAAAAAGCAAUUUCCCCUUUCUCAGGAUUGAUAAUCUAAUGAGGGAAUUGUAAUGUUAAUUAUAGUGUAAGUGUAAUUAGCCUAGUUAAGAAUGGAGUGUAGUCAGAUGUAGGAUUUAUAAAAGUGAUUUGAGACUUCCUAGGCUGCUUUAAGAUUUGCCGUGGAACCCUGAUUAGGUUAGAGGAAGAGAAUUUUGCAAUGUGUCUUAAGAGCAUCAGUUGAGAAACUGUCAACCACUUCUGGGACAGAGACUCAGAGGUUGGUUGUACCUGGCUUUCCCUCUGAUCAGCCUUGGAGAAUUUGUGGAAGAUUUCCAGCUUUUGAAUCUGAAGGAGUUGAAAAGGUAUUUUGAUCAGAGAGCAGUGGAGUUACCAAGCAGCAUUUCAGAACUCCUCUAGGGGAGCCAGAUUGUGACUCAGACUGGCAGAGUUUGAUCUUGUCAGAAGGGAAAGGAAGUUUGGCAGAGCUCUAUGACAUUAAGUUCAUAACUUUUGGAAAUAGGUUUAGUAUGUUAGAAUUUAUAAUUUAGAUAAACAAUAUAGAUUAAGGAGGAUUUGGUAAUCACUAAGUCUUCCCUUGGGAAAAUUGGGUUGGGAAUUUAUGUCAAAUUAUUAGUUAAUAGGGAAUUUCUUAUCAAUACUUAUUUCCUUUUACUUUCUCUUUUAUACAAUUUAAUAGUUAAAAUAAAUAGUUCUUAUAUAAUUGGCCUAAGCAGAAAUCUUUCUUUAGCUGCUUGAGCAGCCAAUUUCUUCAACAGUCAUCCUCAAGAGCCUGUCCACACAAGUGGCAACUAUUGGUAUUACCAAUAACCAAUAAGGGUCAAAUACCCUUUUCAGCAGAGACAACAUGAAAAUACCUAUGUACAAAUACAGUCUAUACAAAGUAAAUUGAAAAUAAUCUCAGAGGAAAAGCACAUAUUUUAAAGAGACCUAGGAAAAUCUUCUUGCAGAAGAUGGGACUGAAGAAAGGCAGGGAAGCUGAGAAGUGGAAAAUGUGAAGUAGAGAUGAGGAGAAGAGACCAAGUCAUGCAAGAGAGCCAAUCAAAAUGCCUAGUCAGGCAUGUAUAUAAGGAAGCUAGAGUCAUUGCCUGAGAGUCUUCCUCAGCAUCAAAGCCUGCACAUGCUGUCAGCACACACAACUAGAUGUUAUUCUCUUAAUUAAUCAUUGCAUUCUCUUAAACAAUUCUGUAUUUGAUUUAUCACAUUGUAAGUUUCAUAUCAAUAUCAACUAUUUCAAGUUAGGUUGUCAUAAUUCUUUGCUACAUAUCCACACUUAACAAUUUCUUCCAUAUCUGAGAGAAUAAAUGACUACUAGAAUAAUUGAAUGAAUGGUAGAGGCUCAAGAAUAGUUGAUUUGCUUUUAUUUUUUAUUUAUUUUUUAAACCCUUACCUUCCGUCUUGGAAUCAAUACUGUGUAUUGGUUCUGAGACAGAAGAAUGGUAAGAGCUAGGCAAUGGGGGUCAAGUGACUUGCCCAGGGUCACACAGCUAGGAAGUGUCUAAGAACAGAUUUGAACCUAGGACCUCCCCUCUCUAGGCCUAACUCUCAAUCCACUGAGCUACCCAGCUGCCCCCCAGUUGAUUUGCUUUUAGAGAUAGAGCUCUACAUGUUCUUGGUGGGUGGGUAAAAGAAGAAGGGAUCAAGAAAAUAGUAUUAUAUCCAUAAAAGUAUUUUUUUUGCAGGCUACAUGAAAAGCAGCCUUAAGGAAAAUUUUAAAGAUGAAACUGAUUUUCAGUUCAAUGAUUUCCUCAAACACUUUUUAAGUAUUCCUGUGCAUGGUACUGUACAAAACACUAGAGAUACAAGGACAAAAAAAAACCCAGUUCCUGCCUUUAGGGGCUUAUAUUCUAAUAAGAGGAGGCAAUAUAUAACAUGAAAAUAGUCGGAAUCAGCUUUCAACAUUGCCAGUACAUAUGUGUAAUCUCCCACUGAAAGUCUUGAUUGCCAGUAAUAAUAAAUUGGUCUCUCUUCCUGAAGAAAUUGGACAUCUCAGACACUUGACAGAGCUUGAUGUGAGUUGUAAUGAAAUUCAGACGCUACCUCCCCAAGUUGGCAAUUUGGAAUCUUUGCGAGAUCUUAACAUCAGAAGAAAUCACUUAGUGCGUUUACCUGAAGAGCUUGCUGACUUGCCUUUAAUACGGUUAGACUUCUCCUGUAAUAAAAUUACAUCAAUCCCUGUUUGUUAUCGGAACCUCAGGCACUUACAAAUGAUCACCCUAGAUAACAACCCCCUGCAGUCUCCUCCUGCACAGAUAUGUAUAAAAGGCAAAAUCCACAUAUUUAAAUACCUGAACAUACAAGCAUGUAAGAUUGCUCCAGACCUACCAGAAUAUGAUAGGAGGCCCAUGGGGUUUGGAUCCUGCCAUGAAGAAUUGUACUUAAGUCGUCCAUAUGGAGCCCUUGAUUCUGGUUUUAAUAGUGUGGACAGUGGUGAUAAGAGGUGGUCAGGGAAUGAACCUACAGAUGAAUUUUCAGAUUUACCUUUGCGUGUAGCAGAGAUUACUAAAGAACAGAGACUGAGAAGAGAAAGCCAGUAUCAAGAAAAUCGAGGCAGCAUAGUGGUAACAAAUGGUGGAGUGGAACAUGAACUGGAUCAGAUUGACUAUAUUGACAGCUGUGCUACAGAAGAAGAGGAAGAAGAGCUGAGACAACCCAAGUGCCUGGAUUCAGAAAGCCUCAGCUCACAAUUCACAUCAUAUAUUGAACAACGGCGGAUUUCUCAUGAGAGUUCACCAGUAAAGCCAGUACCCAUUAGAGAUUUUCAAAGAACAGAAGACACAAGAAGAUACCCUCAUCAAAACAGGAUUCCAGUUGAAGCAUCUUAUCUUCUAUCAUUAUCACAGAGUCACAGUCAGACAGACACAGAAUUUCACCGAAGACGAGACCAGUUAGAGCGUACACGGAAAGAAGCACAACUUGCUGCUCUGCAGUAUGAAGAAGAGAAAAUAAGGACUAAACAAAUACAAAGAGAUGCUGUUCUGGACUUUGUCAAGCAAAAAGCAUCACAGAGUCCACAGAAACAAAACCUUCCUGAUAGUGAGUGUCCCUUUCCAUCCAGAAGGUCUCAGCACACUGAUGAUAGUGCCUUGUUAGUGUCGAUGUCAGGGUUGACUCAAGUGGGCUGUGCUACUACCCUGCCUCAUUCUUCUGCCUUCAGAUCUCUCAAGAAUGAUGACAGACCUACCAUCUCAUCAGGUUCACCUACAAUCCAAACAGUACACCUUUCCCCUCCAUAUUCUCCUGCUGCUUCUAACUUUAGAAACCAGCCCCAGCGACCAGAGAGUUUCCUUUUCCGAGCAACUGUUAGAGAUGAAACAAGUAAAGGUCAUUCCUCACCCCUUCUUUCUUCUGCUGCUUCAACCACUGAAUCUGCAGAUCCCAGAUCAAGACAAAAUUCCAAGCAGCGUGAGGAAGAGUUGGAGUUAAUUGAUCAGCUACGGAAGAAUAUUGAGUUCCGGUUGAAAGUUUCUCUGCCUUGUGAUCUUGGAGCAGCUCUUACUGAUGGUGUUGUUCUUUGUCAUUUGGCCAACCAUGUACGCCCUCGAUCUGUUCCCAGUAUUCAUGUUCCCUCACCUGCUGUGCCUAAAUUGACAAUGGCUAAGUGCAGGAGAAAUGUGGAAAAUUUCUUAGAGGCGUGCAGAAAAAUUGGUGUACCUCAGGACAAUCUUUGUUCCCCUUCAGACAUCCUUCAGCUAAACCUCAGCGUUAAAAGGACUGUUGAAACACUUCUUUCUCUUGGGGCACAUUCAGAAGAAUCCUCUCUUACCUCCUUGUCUGCUCAGCUUCUGGGCUUUGUGGCAUUCUACUGUACUUUAAUGCUCUCUCUGUGUAUGUUCUACAACUGGAUUUUUCCCUCUUGCUGAAAAAUACUCCUCCAUUAAUUCCAUGUUCAUAUUUGCUGAAUAGGAAUUAGAGGAUAACAUUUUAUAGUAAAUAUCUCUAUAUUCCUGACCCCACAUCCUUUGUUCAUUAUUAGAAGCGCUAGAGACACUUUUCAUGAGAGAAGUCCAUAGCCAAGCAUUUUUCGACUAAACAACUAACAUAGAUCUUUAUUUCCAAAAAAUAGGAAACAACCGUUUUUACAGGCCACUGAUGUAAACUAUGGCAGUAAAACAUUUCUUCUUUAUGAAACACCCAGCAUUACACUGUGAUGGCAAGCUAAGUGCCAGUAAAGUACUGACACCUUUUCCUAUGUCUGGUUAGUUUCUAGCUGCCACCUGGCCCAAGUUAUCAAAACUGCUAGAUUUCCACAAUUAAUAUUCCUCUAUUUGUAUCCCGAGGGCACAUAUAGGAUUUAUUAUCUCUCUUUGUAGUGCACAGUGAUAUUUAGUCUUGGCAAAGAUUCAAGUAAAGAUUUGAACUUUUUCUACAUUUUUACUUCUUCGUAUGCAACUUUCAGCCCAUAGUAUAAAUUCAAAAUGUGAGGCAAUAGGCAAAAUAAUUUAAUUGAACCUUUUUGCUUCUGCAUUGGGCUUAAGAAAGUAAAAAUGUCUGGACUUUUUGCUGAUCCAGACUUACUCUGUCCAUUAUCCUGGGCCAAGAACUAUGUCUUACCUUCUUGGGAUACAAACAGGAGCCUAUGAUAUUUGUGAAAAACCUUAGAGUUCUUUGUAAGUAUCACGUGAGGCAGAUGUUAUCCCAUUGGGCACCUCAUUAUAGAGGAGAAUGGCACAUAAAGUCUGUUCGUUUUAGAUAGCAGCUUUUGCUCUGGGUGGCAGAAAUGUUGAGAAUUUGCUCUUUAGGCCCUACUGAUGAAAAUAUUAAAGCACUACCUCAUCACAAAGCUUAGAUUAUAAUUGUCAUAGAAUGCGCUCCUGAACAUUUUACUUAUUUUAUUUCAGCCACUCUCAUGAGCUCUUUCAUGAAAACUUAGACCACAUAAGCUUGAGGGAGAGAAACUAUUUCAGUGAAAAGAAGAUCACUUUUUUGGAUACUUGCUAUUCUUGUUAGAGAUCUGACAUUCAACCCGAGUACCUGCUUCAACGUUCCUCCUUAUUGCAUAGGACAAUUGUUGAAUGAAGGAAUUUGCCUAUAGAGCUCUAUUUGCAUUGUUGACAACCAACCACAGAAAUGUACUUGGCUACUUAGGACACUCCUGUAAAUAUUGAACACUGGUGCCUUCCUUCCCAUUUUAAAAAAAAUUUUAUUGCUUAUGACGAUGGAUGACUGAAGCAGUGAUCAUUGUAGCAGUUUCUCUCCUUUAAAAAAAAAAACACCUCCCAAGUGUAGUUAUUAAAUAGCAUUUGUUUUUAUUGCAUUUUGCAUGGCAUUUUGGCCCUACUUUGGGCACUGGAAGUAAAGGUUAUAAGUAUUUGUGAAAACUAACCACACUGCUGCUCUCCAGAAUUCUAGGAGAGACCCCCAGGGCAGUUGGCCAUUGAGGAGAGUGCCUUCUUCCUGCUUGGGAAAAAUAUCUGGCCUGAGAACAAAAUGCUGUGGAGAAACUCAUCCUAGAUUUUAAUUCAUCCACUCACGGAUUUAUACAAAUCUUCUAACUUUACAGUACUACCAAAUAUUAGGUAUCUUGUUUUGCCAAAAAAAAAAAAAGCCUACUAAGUCAGAAACAAUUAAAUAGCACAAGUAUUAAUAACUGCCUUAAAAGGAAAUGUUACAUUUUUAUGUAACAUGUUUAACUAAAUACAGUUUUUGCCAAACUUCUUAUUAACCCUGAGAAGUGAGUGCCUAUGAAAAUUAAGCAAAUGAAUGCACAGGAAAACCACCUUUUUUUAUUUACCAAUGCACUUAUAUUGUCAGUGGAGCCAGAUAUCUUCCUUGCAUUCUUUCCAGUGUUUAAUGCACCCAUUUUCUCACUCAAGCAAUUUGUUGCCUAGGGUUCCCCUAAUUUGGGAUAGAAGAACGGACCAGAAAUACCAAGUGAAGUUUACCUUUGAGUUCUCUUUCUAUAAGGAAAGAGCUUGCUAAUCUUGUGUAUUUUGGAAACUUAAACGCUCUACAAGUACACAUUUGCAGACAAACCAUUGUUCUGUUAACCUCAGAUUAUUUUCAGAAAUUUGCUAUCUGUGUCCCUUAUAAGAUAAAGUUUUGUUAAUUUAGUUGUAAUUACCAUGUGUACACUUAAACAUUCCAAAAAUACGUUUAAAAAACAACCAAAAGCUUCCACAAUUCAACUUUUCCCUAAUUUAGCUUGAUCUCUUCCCCUCCCCAUUGCCCCAAUAGUCUCAAUUAAGGAGAAUUGGCCAUAAAUGAAUGAGUCAAAAGCACAAGAGCUCAAACUCUACUUCCUUCUUUCCUUAUACCAUCUCUCAGAGUAGUAAAGCUCAAGUUUCCAAAUUUGCAGAUGACACUCUACCUCAUGCCUGUUUUUCCUUGGUUUGUCAGAAUUGUUGUGCAAGUAUCUCUGAUAGACCUGGCCUGUAAUUUCCAAAGCAUUUCCUUGUAGUGCAUUAAGAAAGUGGGUGCAGCAUUAGGAACUCUAGCUCUGAAGCCAGAGGAUCUGGGUUCAUUGUCUGCCUCUGAUGAUGAUCACUUGUGUGGCCUUGGGUAAGUCUCUUAGUCUACCUGGGCCUCAGUUUCCUCUUCUGUAAAAUGAGGACAUUAUACUACAGGACCCCUAACAUCCUUUCCUAGUCUAGAUCUAUGAUUCAAUGAUCUCUUCCAGGUCUUAGCAUAUUGUCAGAGCUUAAAGUUGUUUUUUUUUCUAUUUUAGGUAUUUUAUUAUUAUAUUUGGAUCUCUUCCUCUCUAUCCCUCUCUCCCCACACACAAACGUUGUUUCUUCUAUUCCUGCUGUCCUUGGCUCUUCCUGUGUAAUAUUUCUCUUAGAAAAAAAGAAGUAGAUGUUAUUUGUCUGUUUCCCGGCCCCUCCAGAUCUUCUCUAUAUGCUUUCAGUUUUGCUGAUUAAUAAAAUGACUGUCAUCAGAACAUACUAGUUUGUAAAAGUGACUAUAUGUUCAGCCUAUGUAAUUAUCCCUCUUCAUUUAUUCAAAUAAAUUCAUCAUUACAAAUAGUUGUGAGAUA